Molecule: messenger RNA, 9111 nt
Organism: Mirounga angustirostris (Northern elephant seal)
Lineage: Eukaryota; Metazoa; Chordata; Mammalia; Carnivora; Phocidae
Gene: SAP130
Product: Sin3A associated protein 130
Exons: 19
Coding region: 139-3093 (984 amino acids)
Biological process (GO): negative regulation of transcription by RNA polymerase II
Cellular component (GO): Sin3-type complex
Source: RefSeq, a predicted model, not a curated record
UUCGGGGGAAGAAGACGAGAGGAGCCGCGGCCGGGUGGCGGGGGUGAGCGGGGCCGGCGGGGCUGGACAGCCGCGGGCCCGAGGCGCGCUCCGGCAGGAGCCCUCUCCACGACCCAGGAGCCCAGCGCUGCCACCGAGAUGGGCCCUCCGCGGCACCCCCAGCCCGGCGAGAUGGAAGCCGGAGGUGCGGGCGGCGGGCGGCGGCUGCAGGUGGAAAUGAGUUCUCAGCAGUUUCCUCGGUUAGGAACCCCUUCCACUGGGCUAAGCCAAGCUCCUUCACAGAUUGCAAACAGUGGUUCUGCAGGAUUGAUAAACCCAGCUGCCGCAGUCAACGAUGAAUCUAGUCGAGAGGCUGAAGUCACUGCCAGGGAGCACAUGGGUUCCAGCAGCUCCCUACAGUCCCGCGAAGAGAAGCAAGAGCCUGUUGUGGUAAGGCCCUAUCCACAGGUGCAGAUGUUGUCUACACACCAUGCUGUUGCAUCGGGCACACCCGUCACAGUGACAGCCCCACCAGCACAUCUGACGCCAGCAGUGCCACUCUCCUUUUCCGAGGGACUUAUGAAGCCGCCCCCGAAGCCCACCAUGCCUAGCCGUCCCAUUGCUCCUGCUCCACCUUCUACCUUGUCACUUCCCCCCAAGGUUCCAGGGCAGGUUACCGUUACCAUGGAGAGUAGCAUCCCUCAAGCUUCAGCCAUUCCUGUGGCAACAAUCAGUGGACAACAGGGACAUCCCAGUAACCUGCAUCACAUCAUGACCACAAAUGUACAGAUGUCUAUUAUCCGCAGCAACGCUCCUGGGCCCCCUCUUCACAUCGGAGCUUCUCAUUUACCUCGAGGAGCAGCUGCUGCUGCUGUGAUGUCCAGUUCUAAAGUAACCACAGUCCUGAGGCCGACUUCCCAGUUGCCAAACGCUGCUACGGCUCAGCCAGCAGUACAGCACAUCAUUCACCAACCAAUCCAGUCUCGUCCACCUGUGACCACCUCUAAUACCAUCCCUCCUGCUGUGGUAGCAACUGUCUCAGCCACCAGAGCUCAGUCUCCAGUUAUUACUACAACUGCAGCACAUGCUACUGAUUCAGCACUUAGCCGGCCAACUUUGUCUAUCCAGCAUCCACCGUCUGCAGCAAUUAGUAUUCAGCGUCCUGCACAGUCACGGGAUGUAACCACAAGAAUCACACUGCCAUCUCAUCCUGCGCUGGGGACGCCAAAGCAACAGCUUCAUACCAUGGCUCAGAAAACGAUCUUCAGCACUGGCACACCAGUGGCUGCAGCAACAGUAGCACCUAUUCUGGCAACCAACACCAUUCCUUCAGCUACCACGGCCGGAUCUGUGUCACACACACAAGCUCCCACGAGUACAAUUGUUACCAUGACAAUGCCCUCACAUUCAUCCCAUGCUACUGCUGUGACCACCUCAAACAUCCCAGUUGCUAAGGUGGUGCCUCAGCAGAUCACACACACUUCUCCUCGGAUCCAGCCUGAUUACCCUGCAGAGAGGAGUAGCCUGAUUCCCAUUUCAGGUCAUCGGGCCUCUCCAAAUCCUGUGGCCAUGGAAACCCGAAGUGAUAAUAGACCGUCUGUUCCUGUUCAGUUCCAGUACUUUUUGCCAACAUACCCACCUUCUGCAUAUCCACUGGCUGCACACACAUACACCCCAAUCACCAGCUCCGUGUCCACCAUCCGACAGUAUCCAGUUUCUGCUCAGGCUCCAAAUUCUGCCAUCACAGCUCAAACUGGCGUUGGGGUGGCUUCCACAGUCCACCUAAACCCCAUGCAGUUGAUGACCGUGGAUACUUCUCAUGCUCGACAUAUCCAAGGGAUCCAGCCAGCACCCAUCAGUACACAGGGGAUACAGCCAGCCCCCAUUGGGACUCCAGGAAUACAGCCAGCACCAAUGGGCACACAGGGAAUCCACUCAGCAACCCCAGUCAGCACACAGGGACUUCAGCCUGCACCAAUGGGUACUCAGCAGCCUCAGCCUGAAGGAAAGACUUCAGCAGUGGUGUUGGCAGACGGAGCCACAAUUGUGGCCAACCCUAUUAGCAAUCCAUUCAGCGCUGCUCCCGCAGCAACAACAGUGGUGCAGACCCACAGCCAGAGUGCUGGCACCAACGCUCCAGCCCAGGGCUCAUCCCCCCGGCCAAGUAUCCUCCGGAAGAAACCCGCCACGGAUGGAAUGGCAGUUCGGAAAACCCUCAUUCCUCCUCAGCCUCCUGAAGUGGCUAGCCCUCGAGUGGAGAGCUCUAUGCGAAGUACGUCCGGGUCACCUAGGCCUGCAGGUGCCAAGCCUAAGUCAGAGAUCCACGUAUCGAUGGCCACUCCAGUUACUGUGUCCAUGGAAACUGUGUCCAGUCAAAAUAAUGAUCAGCCCACCAUUGCAGUCCCUCCCACGGCUCAGCAGCCUCCACCGACCAUCCCAACCAUGAUCGCAGCCGCAAGCCCCCCAUCACAGCCAGCUGUCGCCCUCUCAACCAUUCCGGGAGCGGUCCCCGUCACUCCCCCCGUCACUACCAUUGCGGCUGCCCCUCCGCCAUCAGCUGCUGUAGCUGGCAGUCUCUCUUCUGUGUUGGGCACUCCGGUACCUGAGAUAAAAGUUAAAGAGGAAGUGGAACCAAUGGACAUCAUGAGGCCGGUCUCUGCAGUUCCUCCCCUGGCUACCAGCACUGUGUCUCCAUCUCUUGCGUUGCUGGCUAACAACCUGUCCAUGCCUACAAGUGACCUACCACCUGGUGCCUCCCCAAGGAAGAAGCCUCGAAAGCAACAGCACGUGAUUUCAACAGAAGAAGGGGAUAUGAUGGAGACAAACAGCACUGAUGAUGAGAAGUCCACGGCCAAGAGUCUUUUGGUCAAGUCUGAGAAACGCAAGUCUCCACCCAAGGAGUAUAUUGAUGAAGAAGGUGUGAGGUAUGUCCCAGUGCGUCCAAGACCUCCCAUUACUUUGCUCCGUCACUAUCGGAACCCCUGGAAGGCUGCUUACCACCACUUUCAGCGGUACAGUGAUGUCCGGGUUAAAGAGAGACACAGCGAGAGAGGGAACACAAGCAAGGGGAGUGGGAGAGGGAGAAGCAGGCUUCCCGCGGAGCAGGGAUCCUGAUGCGGAGCUCGAUCCCAGGACCUUGGGAUCAUGACCUGAGCCGAAGGCAGACGCUUAACGACUGAGCAGCCCAGGCGCCCCAGAGAAUUACAUUUUAAUAAACCCACAUAUAGUAAAAAUAGCUGAUCGUACUUUGCAAAUAUCUACAAAUAUUUCUACUGAUAGGCUUUAAGCAUCAUUAAUCUCAAAUGUAAUUGCACAGAGAAGUGUAAGUUUUCAGAGAAUUGGUCACAUUCCCCACUCCCUCGCAUAAAUUCUACUUGGAAAUUUCUCUGAGGGUUUCCUUGAAGCCUCAAGAUGACUCAGAGUUGGAUGGUAUUGUCUAAUGUCUGCAAGGGGGGGUGAGGGUUCUGACAAUUUAGUCUCUGAAUGGAAGUACCAAGGUGGCUGCCCUUGCAGUGGUUCUUCCUCAUGAAAUACCUUGAGCUCUGAAAACAAGCUAGAUUUCCAAAGGUCAGGGAGUGGUGGCCUUUAAUGGAAGAAGGACAUGGGCUACUAAACGUCUCUUUAGAAGAAUUCACAAGAAUUCCAUAUCAUACCAGGAAAGUGUUUUAAAGUAUUGCCUGGUAACAUUUUAAGCCAUUCUGAAAGAUUGUUACAGCCUUCUGGGACUCAUUCUUCAAAAACUAUCUCAAGAAAGGUAAUAUGACAGCUGAAAGUAUUGAUACAAAUAGGCUCUUGAUUAUUAGACUUUAUGUUUUGUGUGUUAAAGAUUUUAUUUAUUUGACAGAGGGAGACACAGCGAGAGAGAGGGAACACAAGCAGGGGGAGGGAGAGGGAGAAGCAGGCUUCCCGCCAAGCAGGGAACCCAAUGUGGGGCUCGAUCCCGGGACCCUGGGAUCAUGACCUGAGCUGAAGGCAGACGUUUAACGACUGAGCCACCCAGGUGCCCCGACUAUUAAACUUUAUUGAUCUGCUUUGCCCAAGCUUUAAAAUCAUGUUCAUAUAAAUCAAGAUGGAAUAGUAAAAAUUGGUCAGGUAAUUUCAUAAGAAGGAAAGAAAAGAGAAACGGAAGAACAAAAAAUGCAGGAAGUAAACAGAAAGCAAAUAAUAAUAUGGCAAACUUAGCUUUACAUAUCAGUAAUUACCUUAAAUAGUCUGAACAUACCAAUUAAAACACCAGUUGGCAGAGUGGAUCCACAAAAUGAUCCAGCUCCAUUCUGUCUUUAAGAAACUCACUUCAGAUUCAGUGACAAGUGGAUUGACAGUAACAGGAUGGAAAUAAUACAUAGAAUGCAAAAAUAAAGCAAGAGUGGCUGUGUUAAUGUCAAAUCAGGUAGACUUCAGAGGAGAGAAAAUUACUAGAGACAAAGAAGGACAUACUAAUAAAGUACUGAACAGAAAUGAAGAGCUUCAGAAUAUAUGAAGCAAGAAUAGGACAGCUAAAAGGAGAAGUAGGCAAAUGAGCAGUGGUAGAACUUCAACACCCUGCUCUCAGCAACUAGUAAAACUACUUGACAAAAAAUCAGCAAGGACUACACACCACCACAUCUAACAGACCUUUAAUACACUUCCAACAGCAGCAGAAUGCAUGUUGUAUCAGGUGCCUACAAAACAUAGAUAAAUCAUAUCCUGGAUCAUAAAAUAUAAACUUCAACAAAUUUAAAAGAAUUGAAAUCAUACAGGGCAUCUUCAUUGACCAGAAUGGAAUCAAACUAAAAACCAGUAAGAGAAAGAUAACAGAAAAUUCCUUGAACACACAAACUGCCAAAACUCAACCAGAAGCAAAUAGACAUUCUGGUUAGUCAUAACCAAUCAAUAAGUUGUACCCAUAGUUUUGAAGCUUCCAAACAGAAAUCUCUAUUUUCAGAUACUUUAACUGGGAAAUUCCACUAAACUUUUUUUUUUUUUUUUUAAGAUUUUAUUUAUUUAUUUGAGAAAGAGAGAGAGAGAAUGAGAGAGAGCACAUGAGAGGGAGGAGGAUCAGAGGGAGAAGCAGGCUCCCCGCCGAGCAGGGAGCCCAAUGCGGGACUCGAUCCUGGGACUCCAGGAUCAUGACCUGAGCCAAAGGCAGUCGCUUAACCAACUGAGCCACCCAGGCGCCCUCCACUAAACUUUUAAAGAGGAAUCAACACCAGUUUCUAUAAUCUCUUCUAAAAUAUAGGAGGAAGCAUUUCCAUAUUAAUUUUAUGAAGCCAGUAUUUUCCUGACACAAAAAUCAGACAAGGAGAGUACAAAUAUAGAAAACUAAUUAUCAGUAUUCUUCAUGAAUAUAGAUGCAAAAAUCUUUAACAAAAUGUUAGUAAAUUAAAUACAGCAACAUAUAAAUAGCAUUUUAUACCUUGAUUGAGUGGGGUUUGUACCAGUUAUGCAAGGCUGGGUCAUCAUUUGAAAAUCAGUGAUUCACCAUUAUUAACAAGCUGUAUUAAUUUCCUAGGGCUGCUAUAACAGAGUACCACAAACUCAAUGGUCUAAAAUUACACAUUUAUUCUCUCAGAGUUCUGGAGGCUAGACAUCCAAAAUCAAGGUGUCAGCAGAAUCAUGCUCUCUCUGAGGGCUGUAGAAGAGAAUCCUUCCUUGCCUCAUUUUAGCUUCUGCUGAUUGCCAGCAAUCCUUCGUAUUAUUUGGCUUGUCACUACAUCAUUCCAGUUUCUGCCUCUAUCUUCACAUAGCGUUCUUUUCUGUGUCUUAUCUCUUUCUUUGUCUCUUUACAAGGACAUCUGUCAUUGAUUUAGGGCCUCCUCUAAUUCAGUAAGACUUCUUCUUGACUCGAUUACAUCUGCAAAGGCCCUUUUCCCAAAUAAGGUCACCUCUAUAGGUACAAGGGUUAGGACUUCAACAUGUCUUUUGAGGGGACACAGUUCAACCCAUAGCAAAAGCUAAAGAAGAAAAAUAAACAUAAUCAUAUCAACUGAUGCAGAAAAAUUAUUUGACAAAAUUCAGUACUUUUUCGGGCGCCUGGGUGGCUCAGAUGGUUAAGCGUCUGCCUUUGGCUCAGGUCAUGAUCCCAGGGUCCUGGGAUCGAGUCCCGCAUCGGGCUCCCUGCUCCUUGGGAGCCUGCUUCUCCCUCUGCCUCUCUCUCUCUCUGUCUCUCAUGAAUAAAUAAAUAAAAUCUUUAAAAAAAAAAAAAAUUCAAUACUUUUUCAUAAUCUCUCAAAAACAGGGAAAGAAGACUUCCUUAACUUGAUAAAAAGUCUGCAACACACCUACAACUAACAUUAUAUUUAACAGUGGAAGACCGAAUGCUUUCUACCUGAGAUUAGCCAAAAGACUAGGCUGUCCUCUGAUCUCUCUCUCACUACUCUUACUCAGCGUUAGUACUGGAAGUUCUAGACACCACGUUAAGUCAAGAAAGAGAUAAAGGACUAUAUGGGUUGGGAAGGAAUAAAUAAAACUGUCUCUAUUUGCAAAUGACAUCACUGUCUACAUACAAAUCUCCAGGAUUCCACAAAAAAAAAAAAAAAAAAAAAACUCCUGGAACUAGUAAACGAGUUCAGCAAGGUCACAGGAUACGAUGUCAGCACACAAAAAUCAAUUUUAAUUUUAGAUAUUUGGAAUGAACUUGUGCAAACUGAUAUUGAAAACAUAAUGGCAUUUGCAGUUGAUCCUCCAGAAAUGACCUAUUUAGGUAUAAAUCUAGCAAAACAUUACAGGAUGUGUUUGCUAUAAACUACAAAAUGCUGAUAAAAGAGAUCUGAAUAAAUGAAAAGACAUGCAAUGUUCAAGGAUUUGAAACUCAACAUAAAGAUGUAAGUUUUCCCUAGAUUGAUCAAUAGGUUUAAUACAGUUCUACCAGACUCACAGAAAGGUUUUUGUAGACACAGUAAAUCUUAUUUUAAACUUUAUAUAGAAAGUAGAAUAGUUAAAAUAACCUUGAAAAACAAGAGAAAUCAUUUUUUCUGAUAUUAAAGCAUAGUUUAUCUACAGUAGUUUAAACAGGGUGGUAUUUGCAGAAGGAUAUACAUAUAAAUGGAGUGGAAUGGAAAAUGCAGAAAUAGACCCAGACAAAUAUGCUUAACUGAUUUUUGACCCAAUGAAAAAAAAAAAUUCAGUGGAGGAAGGAGAGUCUUAUUUUCAACAGAUGGUGCUGGAAAUCCAUAAGUUUAAAAAAAGAGAGAGAGCCAAAGACCCUAACUUAAUCCUCACACCUUAUACAGAAGAUAACUUAAAAUGGAUAAUAGAGGGGUGCCUGGGUGGCUCAGUCGUUAAGCGUCUGCCUUCAGUUCAGGUCAUGAUCCCAGGGUCCCGGGAUCGAGCCCCACAUUGGGUUCCCUGCUUGGCGGGAAGCCUGCUUCUCUCUCUCCCACUCCCCCUGCUUGUGUUCCUGCUCUCGCUAUCUCUCUCUGUCAAAUAAAUAAAUAAAAUCUUUAAAACGGAUAAUAGAUUUAAAUAUGAAAUGUGAAACUACUAAACUUUUAGAAGAAAACCCAAGAUAAAGUCUUCACGACCUAGGGCAUGGUGAACAUUUCCUAGACAUGACACCAAAAACACUGUCCACAAAAGGAAAGGAAAAUAAACUGGACUUAAUAAAAACUUUUUAUCUCUGAAAGAUCCUGUUAGGAAGAUGGAAAGACAAACUAUAGACUGGGAGAAAGUAUUACCAAACCACAUAUCUCAUAAAGGGCUCAUAUCUAGAAUAUAUGUAUUAGGAACUUUCAAUACUUAACAGUAAAUAAAAACCAUAAUCCAAUUAGAAAAGGGACAAAAAGGCAUGAAGAGACAUUUCACCAAAGAGGAUAACUUGGAUGACAUGCACAAGAAGAUGUUCAAGGGAAUAGAAAUUUCCAGGCCUUAAGUGUGGUCUGCACAUAGACUUUCUUACAGAGUUUAAUUUGAUGGGUGAAGGAGUAACUUUAUAAUGUAUAUACCUGACAAAACACCACCUCAGCCAGGUGCUCAAGGUCAAUAUGAAUAGUGAAAGAUCAUGUUUAAUAGUAUACCCUUCUGUUCAAACUUAAGCAACUGUCAGUAUACACUGCUAUGUGUGUAAGGUGUUUUAUAUAUAAACCUGCUAAUAACUACAAAUCAAGAACUGGUAAUAGAUACGCAAUAAAUAAAGAGAAAGUAAUCCAAGUAUAUCACUAAAGAAAGCCAGCAAACCAUGAGAGAAGAGAGCAAGAGAAGAAAGCAACAGAGAAAAACCACAAAAACAACCAUAAAACAAGUAACAGCAGGUACCUGGGUGGCUAAGUCGGCUGAGCAUGAAACUCUUGAUUUUGGCUCAGGUCAUGAUCUCAGGGUCAUGAGAUCAAGCCUUUGUGCGAUUCUUCUUCCUCUGCCCCUCCUUUCCCACCACCCUCCUCAUGUGCAUGCUUUCGCUCUCUGGGAAAAAAAAUAAGCUAACAAAAUGGCAAAUUGAUACCUAUCAGUAAUUACUUUGAAUGUAAAUGGACUAAACAUUCCAACCAAAAGACAGAGGAUAACAGAAUGGAUAAAAAAGCAAAACCUAGGGAUGCCUGGGUGGCUCAGUCAGUUAAGCAUCUGCCUUUGGCUCAGGUCAUGAUCCCAGGACCCUGGGAUCAAGUCCCACAUCAGGCUCCUUGCUCAGCCAGAAGCCUGCUUCUCCCUCUCCCUCUGCUGCUCCCCCUGCUGUGCGCGCUCUCUCUCUGACAAAUAAAUAAACAAAAUCUUUAUAAAAAAAAAAAAAAAGCAAGACCAUCUGUAUGCUGCCUACAAGAGACUCAUUUCAAACCUAAAGACACAUGUAGAUGGAAGGUGAAGGGAUGGAAAGACAUUUAUCAUGCAAAUGGAAGUGAAAAGAAAGGCAGAGUAGCAAUAUUUAUAUCAGGCAAAAUAGACUUUAAAACUAAGACUGUAACAAAGAGACAAAGAAGGACACUAUAUAAUCAUAAAGGGAGCAAUCCAACAAGAAGAUGUAACAAUUGUAAAUAUUUAUGCACCCUACAUGGGAGCAUGCAAAUACAUAAAGCAGCUAAUAACAAACAAAAGAAAUAGUCAAUAGUAAUACAAUAGUAGUAGAGGACUUUAACACCCCACUUACAUCAAUGGAUAAAUCAUCCAAACAGAAAAUCAAGGAAACAGUGGCUUUGAAUGACACAGUGGACCAAACGUAUCUAA